GCUGUAUCUGUAGAUCUGUACUCCAGCACACGGAUCUAACCUACGGUUUCAAAAUGUACGGACAGAACCAAGGAAACCAGUACCCUCCUAGUUAUCCGAACAAUCCUCAGCAGAUGCCAGGGGGAUUCCCUCAAUAUCCUCCAGGCACUGUCCCAGGACCAAACUACCCCCCUCAGCCCUACGGUCCACACGGAGGCCAACCGGGACAUGGACCUAGACCUGGACCUGGACCUGGACCUGGACCUGGACCUGGUUAUGGUCAGGGCCAAGGACAGGGAUACAGACCUGAACCUGGUUAUGGUCCAGGCCAAGGACAGGGAUUUGGACCUGGACCUGGUUAUGGUCCAGGCCAAGGACACGGACCAGGCCAUGGAGAGUUCCAUGGACCGGGCCAUGGACACGGCCAUGGCGAGGGCCACUUACAUGGACAUGGCCACAAGGAAGGUCGACAUCACACCCUGAAACUGCCAGUCUAA
This is a messenger RNA of Perca fluviatilis (European perch), 476 nucleotides long. Its product is annotated as annexin B11-like. NCBI's taxonomy places the organism in Eukaryota, Metazoa, Chordata, Actinopteri, Perciformes, Percidae. Bases 54 to 476 code for a protein of 140 amino acids. The record is from RefSeq and is a predicted model, not a curated record. The transcript is spliced from 4 exons.